GUUUCUCUAGUUUUGCUGUUUAGCGCCAGAAUCUGGCCUUGGCUGUCCCAGGUUGUUGACCAUCCAGGGUCAGAAAUUCUUUGUCCAGUCGUCUACCACCGCGGGUCAGGUCAUCGAUCGCAUGGGGAUUUCCAAAAGCUGUUUCAGAACUAACAAGGAAGCCCUGGGAUUUCCAACAGGUCCUUGGGUUUUUUAAUCUCAGCAGCACCGAGUCAUAUUCUGGAUCAGAGAUGUGAAAAGUUUCAGUCAGCCAGUCUCAACGCCACUGAGUUGCCGACAUCAUUUCGCAGUUGACAGGAGCGGUUCUUUCUCAGUCCACGCUAGUAUUCAGCCGCCCAACUCCCGGUACAUCCCACCCCCACCCGCCUUUCCUACCAGCUGCAGAUUGAACGUUGACUCGGAAAGUUAAAGAUGAGAGGAAAGGAGCUGAGAUGCAGGCUGCUGCAGAACAUCACUGUCAUAAUCGGCUCUAUCACUUUGAUUUACUCGGCUUGCAGCUCCACCUGGUAUCAGAACAAGGGGCUGUGGCACCCGCUCAAUACCCCAGCAGCUGAAAAUGCUACACUUCACCACCGGCUCAGCCGAGCUGUGGAAGCGGAGCGUGUAUUUGGUGUGAUUGCAAGUGUGAUGGCAAUCACAGCUAUCUGUAUGUCUUUGCUAUUCAUCUUUUGCUGGAACCCAGAUACCAACAGUGAAUCCAAGAUGAAUCCUGGGCGGAUACUGCAUCCAGGAAAACUACUGAUUGUAAUACUGGUGCCAACUGCAUUACUGUAUCUCAUUGCAUGGGCUUUGUUCACCAACCGUCACAUGGAACAAAUCAAGAAUGAUAUCACACAAUUUGGCACUGCAUACUGGUUGGCAAUGUGUUCUUGGUUCAUGCUGCUAGUUAUUUUACCAAUGAUCUACUUGAUAGAGCAGUGUUCACUCCCAGAACCUGAGACUCUAAUAUGAACAGGAGCUCAAUAUUUCAGAAGGGGAUUUAAAUAUUAGAAUCAUGUGAAUUUGUAUAAAGUCUUUCCAAAUACUAAUGGUUAAUGGACCGAGGAUUAUUUUUGUGUACUGUUUUGAGAUUUAGGGAGAUUGUUUCAAAUUCAGACUUCUUUAGGAACUGCAAAAGUGAUAUAAAUUAAUAUUUAUAUACUGUACUGUACCAUAACAUAUUUUCCAGUCAUGACAUCAGAUGCAUACCAACUUACUAAGCCAGCUUCACAAUUUCUUGGGCAGGCCUUAUCAUGAAAAUCUUGCUUUUCCUUCAACAGACUAUUGUGAAGGACCAAGACCCCACCCUGUAUUUUUUUUAAUCAAAUAUAGAGAGAGAUAUGCUCAUUGCUAUCACUAAAAAUUUCAAACUGGACAAAGACCUAGAUUCAGCUAUUUUAGGUCUGUCUGUGACCUUGAAUAAAAGAAGCUACCUGCACUGUUGGGAAACUCGCACACUGUUAUCCCUGAAGAGUCAAAAAUGACCCCCCGUGGGUUGCACAGACCAAAUUCAAAGGGAGCUAUACAAAUGCUAUCUGCAUUUCAUAACCCAGGCUGGCUCAUCUGCUGAGACAAAGGGCCCCACAACCUUUCUUUCAGUUCUUAAUGGUUGGAUAUUCAACAAUCUUAGGGACUCAGAUGAGGGAAACAUGUCCUUUGUCAAAGAUAGUGUGAAGAGGUGGGAGUCAUGUGACAUGAGCCUCUGGCUUUGGAACCAGCAAUAUUGCCUUGCCAAACUGCAAAGUCAAUCUGCCUUUUUACCAUUUAAUUAGCAGCAUCACAGAGAAGGAACUCUGGCCCAGUUUGGACUUCUGGCCCCAUCUACACUGCUUCUACUGAAAAUUCUGUACCAUCACUUAUAAGGCUGAUUCAUCUCUGCAUGCCCAUCUCAUGGUGUGAAAUAAACACCAGUGGAAAAGUGAAUUAUCUAGCUUCGGUUUUCAGCUCACUGACCUCCAUGAAGGAGUACCUCUUUGGAUUUUAAUUCUGGACUCUGGAACCCACAUAAACAAUAUUUCUUUCUCUGUGGUCUCUGUGCUUAAUUCUUUCUUUUCUCUAUCUCUCUUUUACUGUAUUAAUGCAAAGGAGGCAAUAUUGUGACCCUCCUCCCAUGUUUUGAAUAUGUGCAAAUAAAGCCCUUUGAGCUCAUCCUA
Molecule: messenger RNA, 2132 nt
Organism: Carcharodon carcharias (great white shark)
Lineage: Eukaryota; Metazoa; Chordata; Chondrichthyes; Lamniformes; Lamnidae
Exons: 3
Coding region: 412-951 (179 amino acids)
Source: RefSeq, a predicted model, not a curated record